GCACGCGGUUGGUCUGGUGACGGUGCCGACCUGUCACUGGUGACGGUGCUGGGGUGUGUCACUGGUGACACUGGUGUCUGUGAAAGACCGGGGCAUCACUCCUCGGUCUAAUAAGCUCACUCGUAAGACCCGGAAUAUCUGCAGCUGGUGCUCUGCAGCCUCCGAGAUUACCACUGUUCUUCUGCUACGGAUUUUCGUACGGACGCUGCUGAUUUUCGUACGGACGCUUCUGAUUUCCGUACGAACGCUGCUGAUUUCCGUACAAUGUGAGAUACAUCCACGUGUUCCCAGCUCCAAUCGGCGACCACCUGCAUGAUAACUGUUAACUGAUAACCGGGCCUCUACCCAUCGUGUAUAACCUGUCUAAACACUGUGUGAAGGGGUGUUACACAGCCGGUACCUAUCAGCAGCACAGCUGUCGCGUCAGAGAACAGAGCUCAGAAGUCGGGCUGCAACCACCCCAACGGACAGCUAGUGUCAUUUGACGGGUCCUCUUAGGCGGUCGUAGCGCUUCUGAGCCAUUGAGAGGGCUGUUAGUGUGACGGAUUUGACAUAUGAGAGAAGUUCGGCCGACGUGAAGUCGGGGUAGCGGUUAGUGGUGAAAAGUGCACCUUCAUAGACCUCCGUCGGCACAGAAUCGAACCAAAUGCUUGGAUCUGACCGAGCAUUCCGUUCAGAGCAAGACAACGUCGUUACGUUUGCACUAGCUUAAUAAAAAGCCACUAACUAACUCCAGAGCCUAGAGUCAUCCUGACCAGCUGCAAUCGUGUGAGGAGUGACCUGACGAUGCACUGAAAACGUCGGCACGAUGCAUGUCGGAGGAAAAAGAACGCGGUAACGUCCUGCCAUCAUACUUCUCGUGCGCAUAAUCACAAGUCAAGUAUAUUUUAACAAACUCCAGUGAAGUGGAAAUGGGAUCUGAAGUCAGCUGGUGGUCGGCUGUCGUCACUGGUGAGGUAAUAAAUAAAGGACACGAGCAAAACUGGUGACAACACCGAUGCUGAUAAAAACAGCCCGGUACAUCGAUCCUCAGCCAGGCUACAGCUUGACGAGCAGCUGUGCCAUCCUCUGAACAUUCGCGCAUUCUCACCACGUUGUACUUGUGCAAGUCUGCCGGGUGCCUGAUGCGUAACAUUGACGCAGCACAAUAACUAGAUCUUCGACAAAAAGACAAGAUGCGAAUACACCUACGAAAGAAGCUUCUGCUGGCCUGCAUCCUUACCGGCAUAUUCGUCUUCAAGGUCACAGUUUUUAUCUACGGUAACUCACAGGAUGAGCCCCAGUUCACCACUCCCCCGGCAAUUUUAGUAUCGGGAGGGCGGAGCCGCGUGCACGCCGUCAAGGUGGAGCCGGCGCCACUCCCCGAGGGGCAGAGCAGAGGGGCCGUGCUGGUGGCGCGAGCGCUGCCCAGCGGUCAACUGCCGGCUGAUGAGGCCGUGCGUCCCUAUCUGGGGCUGCGCAGCACAUGGCAGAACGUUACAUACUCGGUGGGAAAGUUUUUCAUCUUCUCCGCCUACUUCGAUAGGCGACUGGAUAAGAAGUUUGUUCGUAUUAUCGCCACGGGUCGGCUACGUCUUCCGCGCACCAUCCGCGCCCUGCAGUGCGUCCUGCACUACAGCGACGGCUCGAAAGAGACGGUAACCGCCGAACACAAGGUGAUCCGGGAGAACUGGGGCCUGGCCUACACGGCCCGGUUCGUGCUCUGUAACACCGACAGACUCCCGCUCAGGGUGUCACUGGUGGAGAAACUGGACGAUCCCAACCCGGCUACUGUGGCAGUGUCCGACCUGGACCCGUCCGUGGAGCGGCUGGGCGACUUCGCCGUGUGCGUCAAGCCGUUCCACUACCAGUUCAACCGCGCCGUGUGGCUGGUGGAGUUUAUCGAGUUCCACCGGCUGCUGGGCGUCAACCACUUUGUGUUCUACAACCACACGGUUGGCGCUGACGUGCAGAGGGUGCUGCGCUUCUACGAGAGCCGCGGAGUGGCCACCGUGAUCCAGUGGGAGAUGCAGCUCAGGUCACAGAAGGAGAUUCGUACCGAAAACAUGUUCGCAGCGCUCAACGACUGCGUGUACCGCUCCAUGUACCGGUACCGGUACGCGCUGCUCGUGGACGUAGACGAGUACAUUGUACCGCGACAGCACCUCGGCUAUGGGGAUAUGUUUGAGCUGCUGGAUAGCCGGCGGCGAGCUAACUAUGGCUCCUUUGUGUUCAAGAACUGUUUCUUCUACCUAUAUUGGGAGAACGACACAGCAGUGGCGGAGCAGCUGCAGCUCUCUCCAGCCGGCGAGCGCCGCUUCCCCUACCUAAUCACCCUGUUCAAGACGCGCCGUAUGCGGGAACCGUUCCGCUUCUUCUCGCGCUCCAAGUAUUUUGUGGCGCCCGAGCGAGCCGUGGAGGUGGGAAACCACCAGGUCUGGCAGCACGUGCCAGGUUUCAAAGCCAUGUCCGUGGGAGAACACUACGGCUUAGUUCAUCACUACCGAAUAUGUGAAAUGGGAGGCUUCGAGUGCAAAAAGAAGCCGUCAGUGAUUGACAGAACAACGCACAAAUAUCUUCGACAGCUUACUGGCCAAGUGCUCACGUUGUGCGCAGCCAUCUUUGGUGAUAGCUGUCCAGAGGCGCCGCCACUUGGGUCGCCAUGGUAACGAGAAACAAUGCAGCUUGGGUCUCCAUGGCAACGCGAUGCGCCACCUCAGUGCAAUGCAGUGCAGUGCCUGCAGUGCAGUGAUCACUGGUCAUCGUGUGCUUUGUGUGCCGUGGUGGGUUGUGAGGCAGUGAAGAACAUGAAGAACACCUUCAGAGUCACGAGUGGGAUCAAGCAAUGACAGAUAGGUAGGUAUGUAAGACCGAUCCCAUUUAGAUAAAACGAAAUGCCUAGUUAGGUAAGUACAUGUCAGAGAGAAAGGCAGACUGAGCAGGGUAUAUUGAGUGAAGGGUAGGACGAACUUUGGUAGGAAUUUCUAGUAUAACUACUAGAAAACAUACUAUAUGUGGUCGGGACCAGCAAAAAAUUAGUUCAAACUAGAAUAUGGUAGCGCUUAUGGUUGGCAGUCGUGACGCGCACGUGACAUUCAUUUAUUAAAUUUCUUAAAUAAAAGGUCUUAGGGGCCGAUUAGUGGGCAGAUACAUUCAAUUAGCUAUUAAUAAUUGAUUAUGCAAACAUUCAAGAAUCUACAUCAUUCAAUUCUAGCCGAAAUCACGCGGCGCUCCCAGGAUUCGAACUCACGACCCUCGGAUCCUUAGCCCGGUACGCUACCGACUGCGCUACCGAGGACCGCGCGCCGACGAUCGGAGAGCCGGAUCGCGGGUGCUGGCGUGCAGAGAAAUCUUUACCCUGUACGCCGUAGAAGAUCGGCUGGGUUUCGUGAAAAAUGGUAGAGGAAUUGUCGAAAGAAAAUUCAUCGAUCUAUCAUUUGAGACUAAGAACCAUUGAUUCCUUUAAAGGUUGACCGAGAUAUCGCUCGCCGAAAACAGGCCAUUUAACAUGUAAACCCUAUGGGCUGGUAGGAAAUGUACGCCGUGGAGCAGCAGUGCUACCGACUAACUUCGGCGGGGGCCGAGACUGAGUUGUGCCAUAUCCAUUGUCAGUUGAUGACGACGCUCAAAUUUGUUAAAUUGUGUGGCUGCAGUUGCAGGACUGUUGCACUGCAUCGUACCAUAAAGCACGGUGACUAUAAAUAAAGUUUGCCCUCGCUCGCCGAGAACCCAUGCAAUUCCGCCAGGCGAGUAGGUAAGCAACUCUAAAUGCGGGUAUGCAGCAGUUCCCUCACCAUUUAUUCUUGUUUUUACUUAGCAUUCAGAUCAGCCGCACCAGUGCGGCCCUGCACAUGUUUUUGGUGCACGUGUGAAAAACCCGAUAACAUUUAUUGUGUGUUCACUGUUUAGUGAUCAAUGCCUCACGUGGAAGCGACCAUGUACGACUGCCUAAGCGUCAACACUAAUCUCGCUGUGAUCUAUUGUGCCUGUUUUCAAAAAGUGUUUGCGUGGGUCUGCGUGUAUUGCCUUUCGUGCGAACAUCUGACCUGCUACGACAUGCCUGUUUCUGCCUAUAGCGAGGACAAAAAUAAACCAGUAAC
Messenger RNA from Amphibalanus amphitrite, 4079 nucleotides. RefSeq lists its product as uncharacterized. The coding region runs from base 1176 to 2648 and encodes 490 amino acids. The record is from RefSeq and is a predicted model, not a curated record. The transcript has 8 exons. NCBI's taxonomy places the organism in Eukaryota, Metazoa, Arthropoda, Thecostraca, Balanomorpha, Balanidae.